AUUUAGAGUAAACGUUUGGGACGCCAUUUUGUCAUUUGUAUGUUCGGUUCAACUUGAGGAAGGUCUACUGAAAAGUGACUCAAGAAGAAAUAUUUAGAGUUUAAAAUAUGGAAUCCCGUGGUGGUAAGGGAAGAGCUCGUGGAAGGGCUCGUGGUGCUCCACAGGGAGGUGGAGCACCAGGAGGUCCACGACCUGGACCUGGUCAAGGGCCUGGUGCCCAGGGGCCUCCACAACAAAACCGCCCACCUGGUGAUCCUUGGAAUAGAGCAGCAGCUCCUGCUCCUCAACAAGCUCCCCCUGCUGCCCAAAUGGGUCCGUGGGUUAGACCACAAAUGCCAGCUCCAGUUGUGGGUGCUGGAAGGGGAUCACGAUAUGGGGGAGGCGAAACAGGUGAAUUAUCUGCACCUGUAGAACAUGUUAGAGCUGUUCAAGGAGAUGGAGAUGGGGAAAAAUCGCGUGCUACAAGUAGCGGCGUGAGAGGUAGAAAUCUAAAAUAUGAAAUUAUUCGAACAAGGCCCGCUGAUUUACAGACUAAGAAGGGUACAUCUGGAGCUCCUAUUAAUUUGAUCUCCAACUAUUUUCCGUUAAUACAGGCUGGAAAAUUUUUAUUAUUUCAAUACAGGGUUGACUUUAAUCCAGAUGUUGAUCACACCGGAGCUAGAAAAAAAUUUAUGCAUCAAGCACUCAGAGAUACGCUCUCUGGAUAUUUAUUUGAUGGGACAGUGCUUUAUACAGCACAAAGGAUUAGUCCAGAUCCUCUCGAAAAAUUUGUUGAGAAUGAAGCAGGUGAAAAAAUCAGAAUUCAUAUCAGGAUGGUUAGUGAACUGGCCUGGGGUGACUUCCAUUAUAUUCAACUUUUUAAUAUACUGAUUAGAAAGUGUCUCUCUGCAAUGAAGCUCACAUUACUUCAGAGGGACUAUUAUGACCCACAGAGUCAAAUAAACAUUCACGAGCAUAAGUUAUCUUUAUGGCCUGGUUAUUUCACCUCAAUUCGCCAACACGAAAAUCAGGUUAUGAUGAAUAUAGAAUUGGCAUUUAAAGUCCUACGUGAGGACACCUGUUAUAAUAUGUUCCUUGAGUGUAGAGGUCCUGAACCUAGGAAAGAGUUUCAAAGCAAGAUCAUAGGAUCAAGUGUUUUGACCUUUUAUAACAACAGAACUUAUCGCAUAGAUGAUGUAGAUUUUUCUCAAAACGCCGACAGUACAUUCCCAUUGAGAGAUGGCUCACAAAUGAGUUAUGCUCAAUAUUAUGCUGAUAAAUAUAAAAUUAAUAUACGGGAGCGGCGCCAACCCCUUCUCGUAUCACGUAGCAAACCUAGAGAAAUUAGAGCUGGAAUGCCUGAAGUUGUUUAUUUAAUUCCUGAACUCUGCAAGCUAACAGGUUUAUCUGACCGUAUGAGGGAGAAUUUCAAACUUAUGCAAGCCCUAGCAGAUCAUACUCGUGUGGGUCCAGUGGACCGCAUGCGGAAAUUACAAGAUUUCUGCAAGCGCUUCCUGGGAUGUCCAGAAGCUGUAACAGAACUCCGUAAGUGGGAUUUCCAAUUAGCGGACCGUCUAAUCCAAUUCCAAGGACGAGUUCUUCCCAUGGAAACAAUUGUGGCAGCCAAUAACUCGAGGUACCCUGCUGGGCCGAAAGCAGAUUGGACUCGAGACCUGAGGGCUCAAAGAAUGUUCAGUUCUGCGAACAUGACAAGGUUGGUAACAAUUUGUCCGUCGCGCCAGAAGAACGAAUGCUAUGAUUUUCUACAAACUCUGCAAAAAGCGGCCAGAGGUAUGCAGUGGGACAUCGGACAGCCCCAAAUCUACGAUAUACCCGACGACCGAACCAAUACGUUCUGCAAUGCAAUCGAAAAUGUUGCUGCUAAGAUGGACCCCACGCUAAUAAUGUGCGUGCUACCCACCAAUCAAGCUGACAGAUACGGUUCAAUAAAAAAGAAAUGCUACGUUGAUAGAGGGAUUCCUUCUCAAAUCGUACUACGGAAAAACCUUACGUCUAAAGGGGUAAUGUCGAUAGCGACAAAAGUCGCAAUUCAAUUGAAUUGCAAGAUUGGAGGGGCUCCUUGGAGUAUAGUAAUGCCCCUUUCAAAUGUGAUGGUAGUCGGUUAUGAUGUUUGUCGUGACACUUUAAAGAAACAGAGCAGUUUCGCUGCAAUGGUAGCUACACUUGAUAGAGCAAUGACUCGCUAUUAUAACCACGUCUGCGAACAUCAACUACAGGAAGAGCUAUCAGAGAAUAUUAGUGCGUUUUUGAUUGUUGCGUGUCAGAAAUACAAAGAAGUCAAUGGACGGUACCCAGAGAGGAUAUUAAUUUACAGAGAUGGUGUAGGUGAUGGCCAACUACCGUUUGUAUUCACAAUGGAGGUUGAAAGAAUAAAAGAAAAACUUACAAACGAAAUUUACAAAAAUGGCGAUUUAAAAAUGUCAUUCAUUGUUGUCUCAAAAAGAAUAAAUACCCGAUUCUUCACACCAAACUCUAAUCCUCCCCCAGGCACAGUUGUAGAUGAUGUGGUCACACUCCCUGAAAGGUUUGACUUCUUCGUAGUAAGUCAGUGCGUUAACCAGGGAACUGUAGCUCCAACGAGCUACAAUGUUUUAUCGGACAGUAUGGGUUUGUCGCCGGACCGUUUGCAGAUGUUAACAUACAAGCUGUGCCAUAUGUAUUACAACUGGAGUGGUACAGUCAGAGUACCUGCACCCUGCCAGUAUGCGCACAAACUAGCAUUUAUGACCGCUCAACAUUUACAUCGUCCUGCCAAUAGGGCAUUGGAAACGCUUCUAUAUUAUUUGUAAACUUUGGGUGUUAACCCAUGAUAUUGGGUUUUCAUGAAAGAAUUUUUGUUUUUUGUUACUUUUAUAUUUACCUUAGUUUAUAAAAUAGUUUUAAUAUUUGACAAAAGAAUUCGCUAAUAUUUUCUUUUUAAAAUAUUUCGUUUUUAACACUGAAGAGCCAGAGCUACUUGAGGGUUAUAGAAGCAAAAUUCGCUAAGUUAUGUUUAUAAACUCUAUAAUAGCCGUGAAAAUUUAUUGCCUAAACUACUGCGGUAUUUUAAUUUUUUUUUGUUCUAACAUAAAUUCCGCAUAGGAAUUGCUUAAGUUACAAUUUUGAACAAAGAAAUGUUUUAUUAAAUUUUAAAUUUUCUUAAUAUAAAUUCUACAUUUCUUUAGUCGGUAUAAUGAUUAAAAAAGAAAGAUGUACAAUAAGUUAAUUGACUGCAGGAUAACAGGUUUAUAACAGACGACUUUGAGAAAAAAAGAUCAUCACUAAAAUUUUCAUUAGACAUUUUAAACAUUGACAUAUUAAUCUAAAACAUUACAUUUGGUAAUGUCUUGAUUAUCCUGUUUAUUAACGAUUAAUAAUCAGGAUAAAAUCGUAAUCUGCAUAAAAUUUAGUUAAUUAUGAUUUUACAAUAAACAAGUUGCCGUUAUACAGUAACACUUCACACAGAAAUUUGACUCGUGGGUUUUGCUUCUAGACCUUCCUUGCUUCUAAAAUAAAAUAAAAUUAAAAUUUUCAAGAGUUCCUAAUAAAUUUUUUAAGAACUAAUAUUUGUUAGAUCUUUUUAUUUUAUUAAUGGUCGUUACAGUUGUUGGUAUUUUGGUUAUAUUCUCUGAAUUUUUUUUUAUUUUGCACAAUGGUUGGUUGCUAUUCUGACUCUAGAUGCGUCUGCUAUUUCUUGUAUGGUUUUAUUUACGACUUCGUUGUUUGUUAUGUGAUAUGUCCUGUUUCUGAUCCUAUAUACUCAGUUUUCUGUCCUUAUUAUAUUCGGCCAUUAUUUUUUUUCUUCUAAUCUCAGCGUAUAGGGUAUGUAGUGCAGUAGCAGAGCCAGUAUAAGGCUUGUCUAAUUUUACGUUUUAUUAAAACUAAACAUACCUUUUUCCGUUUAUUUUUGCUAUGAAUUCCGUUUUUUAAAUUUUUGAUUUGUUGUGCCAGCUAAUCUUAUAUUCUUACCAGUAAAUGUCACUCGUUUCAUCACUAUUUUGCGAUUUGAUUGUCCGAACUUUCCUUACUUUCUACAUUUUUUAACUGUUCCCCAUUGUUUCUUUCACAGAGCAUAUGGUGGCUACUUAUUUGUUUAUUAGAAAUUUCUUAUUGAUUUUCCAUUUAUCUUCGCCUUCGUUAUUCCAUUAAUAGUUACCAAGAGUAUAGAGAUACCAACACUGGUUAUUGUAUUAGUUUUUUUUUGUUUUUCGUCUUAUAAUACAAAAAAAGUUUUUCAAAUUAAUAUUACUCAUAAUUCAAAAAAUGGAUAAUACAUUGUGAUACAUUUCACGGCUGUUUAUCAAGUAUUUUAAUGGAUGUAAUAUCAACUUAAU
Molecule: messenger RNA, 4313 nt
Organism: Diabrotica balteata
Lineage: Eukaryota; Metazoa; Arthropoda; Insecta; Coleoptera; Chrysomelidae
Source: the annotation of a GenBank genome assembly